AUGGAGGGAUACCAGCUGUUACUAUUGAUUUUAAUACAUUUUUUGAUCCUUUUCAAACCGAAUCAUUCUGCCAGGGCUAAGCAACGCUUAGGUCUUGAAUGGAAAACAUUUACGUGUCUGGGAAAUCCAAAGAUUGUGGAAUCUCAUAAUUGUUAUAUUCUAGAUUCCGACAAAUCUUUAAUUACUGCCGAAGUGAAGUAUACACAGGACUUUGAUCGUUUUAAUGCCACAUUUCGUUUAUCGAUGCCACGACCGCCCUUUAACGAAUAUCACAAACUGAUCGAUGUGAGUUUUGAUGUAUGUCAAUUCUUUAAGGGAUCACAUCGUCAUAAGUUCAUAGCGAUUACAUAUAAAAGUAUGGCCAAACAUAGCAAUAUGCCAAUGAAAUGUCCCCAACUUAAGGGUUUUUAUUUCUUUCGCAAUAUCAGCAUUGGCGAGAAUUUGCCAGCUUUUCUACCCGAAACUGAUUUUAAAAUCGAAUUCAAUUUCUUUACACCAACUUCAACUGUUUUGAAUACAACUUUAACCGGACGUUUGUCUGAGGGAGUCAGAAAAGGACGAAUCGUUUAA
Molecule: messenger RNA, 570 nt
Organism: Drosophila willistoni
Lineage: Eukaryota; Metazoa; Arthropoda; Insecta; Diptera; Drosophilidae
Exons: 3
Coding region: 1-570 (189 amino acids)
Source: RefSeq, a predicted model, not a curated record